AGGAAAGCCUGGCAAAAGUUGUAAUGAGUCCAUAAAGGAUAUGGGAGAGAUUACCUUUCCUACAGGCAGAUAUAGAUAUUAUAGGAAUGAAGAGAGAUCAAGAGGGAUAAAAUUUUCCUAAAUUCCCUCAACUUUGUUAUAUAAGGUAUAUUAAAUGAUAGGAAGUUGUGUCUUAGUGGUAUGUAGAGCACAUGAUACUACUGAGACAAUUAUUUGGCAGAGUGAAUUAAAAUGCUGCUCUUUAAAUAAAAUAAAAUGGGAGUCUCCAAAAUAAUGAGCUCAUUUGUUCCCAGGCAUUCUUGAUCAUUGACAUGGACAGGUACAGCACAGUUGCUUACAUAUUUGUUGGUUGUGUCAGGGAAUGAAUGGGAUGCUCUGCCAAUUGCUGGCAGUAUAUAAAGGUCCAAGGGAAGUAGAGACUGCACUUCACCACAUCCACUUGCAAACCACCUGAAUUCUCUUCUCCUGACAACAUGUGUUGCAACUACGGGAACUCCUAUGGCUAUGGCUGCGGAUGCGGCUAUGGCUACAGAUGUGGCCCCUAUUCUGGCUGUGGUUAUAGAACUGGUUAUGGCUGUGGCUAUGGCUCAGGUUAUGGCUGUGGCUGUGGCUAUGGCUCAGGUUAUGGCUGUGGCUGUGGCUCAGGUUAUGGCUGUGGCUGUGGCUAUGGCUCAGGAUGGGGUUGUGGAAGAGGCUCCUGCUAUGGAUGUGGAUAUGGCUCUGGCUGCUGGGGCUACCGGCCCCUUUGCUACAGAAGAUGUUAUUCUUCUUGCUGCUAGACCACCACUCUCCAAGCACCACUAGCUUCUGAAAUGACACAUCUAAAGAGACAAUUGAUUCAAGGAUCCAUACUCCAGGAUUUCUAUGUCCAGGAAACUGCAUGCUUGACAGAGUCUUUGAGCCCCAGUGAACAUUUGUUACGAUGGCUUCUUGUGCCUGGAGGUUGUGUGGCAUCAUCUGACUAUUUCCCAAAAGUUGGUUUUUACUUCCUUAAUCUGGAUUCCGUAUUGUGACUGUGCCAGCAAU
Canis lupus familiaris (dog) is the source of this 1026-nucleotide messenger RNA. Its product is annotated as keratin-associated protein 6-2-like. The coding region runs from base 474 to 779 and encodes 101 amino acids. Lineage: Eukaryota; Metazoa; Chordata; Mammalia; Carnivora; Canidae. The transcript has a single exon. The record is from RefSeq and is a predicted model, not a curated record.